This is a messenger RNA of Capronia epimyces CBS 606.96, 1461 nucleotides long. RefSeq lists its product as uncharacterized. The coding region runs from base 1 to 1461 and encodes 486 amino acids. Lineage: Eukaryota; Fungi; Ascomycota; Eurotiomycetes; Chaetothyriales; Herpotrichiellaceae. The record is from RefSeq and is a predicted model, not a curated record. The transcript has a single exon.
AUGUCGACUUUACCCGCCAACGAGAAGUUGGCUGUGACUGCUGAUGGGGAGCUUUUGGAUGCUCCAGCUCCAGGGCCGCUGGCAACAGAUGGCCCGGCUCCCUUGCAAAGUCGACAUCCAUUCUUUCGGAGGACUCUCUUCCAAAUCUUGGUCGUGGGCUCAUGCGCAUUCUGCGCGCCGGGAAUAUGGAGCGCCAUGAAUGGUCUCGGGGUGGGAGGUUCUCAGAGCCCCAACCUGGUCAAUACCGCCAACGCGCUUCUCUACGCCUUCAUGACGGUUACUUGCUUCGCUGGUCCGUGGCUUACCAAUGUGAUCGGCUUCAGGUGGACAUUGGCCAUUGGAUCGCUGGGAUACCCCCUUUACGCCGCAGGAUUGUAUCUCAACAACCGCACGGGAGCCACUUGGCUGGUAUAUGUCGGAUCGACGGCUUGUGGCAUCAGCGCUGGCUUUUUCUGGAGCGUGGAAGGUGCCAUCGCAACCGGGUAUCCCGAGCAACAUAAGAGAGGACGAUAUAUUGCCACAUGGUUUUCUUUCCGCAACUUUGGAAACAUUAUUGGCGGGGCGAUCUCACUGGGGAUCAACCACAAAGUCAAUCACCGUGGAAAGGUCGGCUACGAGACAUACCAAGCCUUCAUCGCAAUCCAGUGCUUGGGCUUCUUCCUCGGCUUGUUGUUAUCAAACCCCGAAAAGGUGCAACGCGACGACGGCACUCGUAUUCAAGCACCGAGGGGAAUUUCUCCUCGUACCGAACUGGCGCAGAUGUGGCGGCUUCUUCGUAGCAAGCCAAUCCUGCUCCUGUCGCCUCUGUUCUGGUACUUCGGUUGGAUACAGGCAUACCCAGGCACGUAUCUGGCACGCUACUUCACGGUCAGAUCCCGUGCGCUUGGGAGCUUCAUGUCGGCAGUCGUCGGUACUCUAGCCACCUGGUUGAGUGGCAUUCUGCUUGAUCUGCCCUGGGUAAAGAAUCGAAGAACCCGAGCCAUUUCCACUUAUAUUUUCAUCGCAGCGCUCAACAGUGGCACCUGGAUCUGGGCGGUGUAUAUUCAAAACGAGUACCGGCACACCAAGCCCGUCUUGGACUGGGGCGACCAGGCCACGUUCGGGCGCGGAUUUGGCUUGUAUUUGUUUGAGAGAAUCAGUCUGGGGAUGGUGGAGAACUACAUCUAUUGGUGUAUUGGGAACCUCUCCGACUCACCUGGGGACCAGAUCCGCUAUAGUUCGCUGCUGCGAGGUAUUGAGACGGCUGGUGUGGCUGUCGGAUUUGGAGUCCAAGCAGUGCCGACGGCUCUUAUUGCGACCGCAAGCAUCAACUUCGGACUGUGGUAUUUUGCGCUGCCCUUCAGUUAUUAUGCAACGCUCCAAGUCGUCCGCAAGUUCAGUCAGCUUGAACAGAAAAAGCAGGAGGAGCAGGAGGAACAGCCGGCGGUGGUUGCAUCAGGCGGAGAAGUGGCGGCCAAGUGA